AUGACGGCAGUGUUCCUGGCGACGUGGUUCCUGGCCGUGCACCAGCACGUACGCGCUCUGAAAUGCUACUCGUGCUCAUUCUCGUUCAAUGAACUCUAUGACCUGGAUCAUCGAGAUGCGUGGUGUGCGAACGAGUCGCUGGUGCUGUUCGACACAGAUGAGACGGCGAAGUCGUGUGCCCCAUGGGAGAAGUUCUGUGUGACUGCGGUAAACACAAUCAACAAGGCGUUCACGUCUGUGAGUCGAGGUUGCGGGGAACGUUGCUCGGAACUUUGUGAAUCAGUUGGAUACGGCCACGAUCAGGUGAACUGCGACGAUUGCUGCGAAGAGGAUCUUUGCAAUGCGAACUUCUCGGUCCAGUACUACCAAGAGAUGAUGAGCAGACAGUACACUUCGUGGACGAUCCCUCUAUCCGGCGAAGUGCAGUGGAAUAAGAAAAAUAAUUUCAAAUUUCCCUACUAG
This is a messenger RNA of Necator americanus (New World hookworm), 462 nucleotides long. RefSeq lists its product as uncharacterized. Bases 1 to 462 code for a protein of 153 amino acids. The transcript has 4 exons. The record is from RefSeq and is a predicted model, not a curated record. NCBI's taxonomy places the organism in Eukaryota, Metazoa, Nematoda, Chromadorea, Rhabditida, Ancylostomatidae.